Cryptosporidium ubiquitum is the source of this 240-nucleotide messenger RNA. RefSeq lists its product as uncharacterized. The coding region runs from base 1 to 240 and encodes 79 amino acids. The transcript is spliced from 2 exons. Lineage: Eukaryota; Apicomplexa; Conoidasida; Eucoccidiorida; Cryptosporidiidae. Gene Ontology annotation, molecular function: nucleic acid binding. The record is from RefSeq and is a predicted model, not a curated record.
AUGGAUGAAAAACUAAAAAUAAAUAUUCACUCAGCAAACAAACAGAAUAUUAAGCGAGUUUCUAGAAAAUGUGUUGAAUUUUUGAAAAGUGGGAAAAACAGAACAGUUGUACUAAAAGCAAAAUCUUCAGCAAUACCAAAGGCAAUCUCAAUUUCGGAGGUUGUAAAAAUGGAAAUUUCGAACGCCACUCAAAUAAACUCAUUGAUUAAUUUAGAAGUAAGUUUUAUAUUUGCUACAUAG